This is a messenger RNA of Nothobranchius furzeri (turquoise killifish), 2353 nucleotides long. Its product is annotated as zinc finger protein 436. Gene Ontology annotation, biological process: regulation of transcription by RNA polymerase II. The record is from RefSeq and is a predicted model, not a curated record. Lineage: Eukaryota; Metazoa; Chordata; Actinopteri; Cyprinodontiformes; Nothobranchiidae. Gene Ontology annotation, cellular component: nucleus. Gene Ontology annotation, molecular function: DNA-binding transcription factor activity, RNA polymerase II-specific; RNA polymerase II transcription regulatory region sequence-specific DNA binding.
UGGUCAGAGUUGUUCAGUCACAACCAAUAGGACACUGCGGCUCUUCCUGUGUUCCUGUAUUCUCUCUGCCCCCUCGCAAAAAUUAUGUAGGCAUCCACCGAAGGUUGCCUUACAAAGAACCUGGUCCGAACCGCUUCAGUCACACCUAUCACAGAACGCCAACGAGACGAAAUCCUGAUGGUGUUAAAAUGAAGACGAAGCGUAACAAAGAAACGGAAGAAGAGGAAGACUAUGAAACAAUCACUGUUAAAACAGAAUGGGAAUUACUCAAGCAGGAGAGUGCAUCUUCUGAAGUAGAUAAUGAAGAAUACACUAUCAAUGGAGAUGACCUUCACAUUUUAAUUAAGGAGGAACCGCAGUCACAGGAGAUCGGCGAGGAUCCCUGUGUGGACACUAACACUUUUACUGAUUGCCAGAAUCUGCAGGAACACAUAAAAGACGAGUUUGUCUCCAACCAUCUUCUGGAGUAUGAGCCGGAUGGAGGUGAUGAUAUCAAGGAGGGGUCAGAGUCCUGGAUUAAGGAGGAGAUGCAGAGUGAAGAGGAGACUGAUGAAGAGGAAGAUUAUGUAGAUAACAGCCAAGAAGACUUUGAGGAGGAUGAGGAUGAAGUGUUCCCAGACUCAUCAUCUGAGUUUUUCCCAUGUCCUCACUGCACUGUCUCCUUUACUAACACGGACUACUUGGAGAAACACGUGAAGUGGGUCCAUCAGAAAGAGUAUCUCGAUAACCUGACAAAAAGCCUCCCAAACCACACACUAAACUUCAACCACAAACACGUCUGCUCCAUCUGCGGCAGCACCUUCAAGUGCAAAGCUCACCUUGGCAUCCACAUGCGUGAAAUCCACCCCUCUGCCCCACCUCGCAGGCUCCACCCGUGCCCUACAUGCGCACGUAGCUUCCAGUAUCUGAAAAAUUUGAAGAACCAUUGCCAGCGCUGGCACAACAUGUCUGUGAAUACUAAAGGAGGGCAUCUCAGUUGUGCGGACUGUGGGAAGAGUUUCAAAGCCACCUGGGGUCAGGGUCGUCAUCUGUGUCACGAACCAGACAACACCGAACCUGAGGAUAGGCCGAUCUGCUUGGACACGGGUGUGCAGUGCUCGGAGUGCGGCAAGAAGCUCCGCACACCUCAAAGCCUGGAGGAUCACAUGCGCACCCACACAGGCGACCGGCCGUUUCUCUGUAAGGAUUGUGGCAGGAGGUUUGGGGAGCGCAGCAGUUGGCGGCAGCACAUGAAAAUACACGUAGGAGAGAAACCGUUCAAAUGCGAGGUGUGUGGCAAGGCCUUUAUAAGGUCACACCACCUCAAGUCCCACUUAACUACGCACUCCGGUAAGAAGGAAUACUCUUGUCCCGAAUGCGGAAAGGAGUUUGGGUUCAAGUCAAGUCUGGAUCUUCAUAUCCGGACUCAUUCAAGCGAAAGGCCGUUCAAUUGCAACGUGUGUGGGAAGAGCUUUAACACUCGGAGGAACCUGAGGGUUCACGCCAAACUUCACAACAACGAGAAAGCUCACAAGUGUGGGGAGUGUGGGCUGGAAAUUAGAGAUCUGGGUGCUUUGAAAGUCCACUUACGGACGCACACCGGAGAAAGGCCUUACCACUGCACCGUGUGCGGCAGCAGGUUCAUUCGCCUCGCUCAUCUGCGCAAUCACCAACGCAUCCACUCCGGCGAGAGACCGUACAAAUGCACCGACUGCGAUAAGAGCUUCACUCAGUCCGGAGAUUUGGUCAAACACAAGAGGAUCCACUCUGGGGAGAAGCCUUAUGAAUGUCCAGAGUGCCACCGCUGUUACACCUCCUCCGGCGAUCUGGGCAAGCACAGGAGGAGUCACACUAACCUGCGGCCUUACACCUGCCCAGAAUGUGGAAAAUGCUUUCGCUUGUCUGGCCAUCUGAAAACGCACAUGCUGACCCACACGGGGGAAAAACCGUACUCUUGCCCCAACUGCCUCCGCAGGUUCGCGCGCUCUCACCAUCUCUCUGGACACGUUGCUAAAUGUCGCUGAGCUUAUCUGUACAUGAAAUAUGCAUUAUUUAAAGUAUAAAUUGUGUCAGCUGUACAGCCUGGCUAACAGACUAGUAAACUCGUCUUUUACUAUUUAUGAACACUUUGUAAAACACUAAAGAUGACAGAUUUAAAUGAAAUCUAGAAAUGAAGUCGCUAACGAUAAAAUGCAUGUAACAGUUUGCACAGCUGCGUGUUUUUAUUCAGUAUCGUUCUAAGCUGUCUCAGAAAACACUAUUUUGAUGAAGGCCUGGAGAUAAGCUAUGAAAUCGAGGUCAUUAAGGACGUACAAAUGCAGUGUUUUACAUAGCUGAGUUAUCUGUAAAACAAAUAAAUUGUGUGAUAAACGCA